Molecule: messenger RNA, 2913 nt
Organism: Nylanderia fulva
Lineage: Eukaryota; Metazoa; Arthropoda; Insecta; Hymenoptera; Formicidae
Source: RefSeq, a predicted model, not a curated record
AUGGAAGAAGCUCUCGCAAAUCAACAAACUGCUUGCUAUUCAGUUGCUCGAGCUCUCGACAAUUUUAAGAAGAUCGGUCGGUCAAAUCUGACGGCCGCCAAAAUUCGCUCGCGAAUGACGAGCUUACAAGACACGUGGACACAAUGUGUACGCAAUCACGCGACACUGCUGCAGCUUGUUCCUGACGAGAAGCAAGUUUCAAUUCACUACUUCAAAAAGGAGACCUUCGCCUUCCACGAGGACCUCUAUCAGGCAGCUAUGGACUACAUGAACGAGUGCUUGGAGGAGCUGGUUCCAGUCGUAAGUCGUGAAACCUCUUUCAACGCUUCGUUCGCGCAUACAGACUCUGCGUCAUUAUCGGUCAAACAUCUUCCUCCCAUCAAAUUGCCGCCGUUCACCGUGUCAAGUUUAACAGGCUCAGCUCGCGAUGCGAUAUCAGGUAUUAAAGUCACCGCGGAUAACUUCUCGGUUGCGUGGAAAGCAUUAACAGCGCGUUUUGAAAAUAAGCGCCGAUUAAUUGAGACUCACAUUUCGAAUUUGUAUAAUCUUCCGAAAAUGACUCGUGAGUCAGCUGUCGAGCUUCACGCCUUACGCGAUAAAGCCGAACAAGCGAUCUCAACAUUGCAACGUCUUAAUCGUUCGCCGGACGAUAUAGUCAGCGACAUUGAUAAACACAUGUCGAUCAAUUGUCAAAGUAAUUUCACAUGUCGAACAUGUAAUAAACGACAUCAUUCUAUGAUUCAUCUCGAUUCGGACUCAUUGCAACAAGUUACAAAUGCGAACAAUACGUCAAACGCGAAUGACGUCAUCGACAACGUGCCUAACGUUACGGCACUCUCAUCAGUUACAAUGACAACUGCGCCGACUCCUGUUGUCUUAUCUACUGCAAAGGUGAAUUUGCAGGCGCCUUCUGGACGCUCAUUGGUUGUCAGAGCCUUGAUUGACGGUGGAUCAGAGCUCACGUUUGUGACGGAGCGCGUUGCUCAAAUAUUACGUCUCAAGCGUAUACGAACGCUUACUUCAACGUCGGGAAUAAGCUGCGCUGACACCGGUACAUGCCGAUCUGCGGCUCUGAUUCACAUCACUCCUCGCAAAAAAUCGAAACCAAGGUUCACAACGGUUGCCUAUAUUAUGAAGGCAUUAACGAGGUAUGCUCCCAGAAACGCUUCGCAAUCGCAAGAUUGGAAACAUAUUUCCAAUCUGGAAUUGGCUGACGAUGAUCCUACCGGAUCAACACCGAUUGAUCUCAUAAUAGGAUCCGAUUUAUAUAAUCACGUACUCGUUCACGUACGUAACGGACCGCUCGGUCAACCAGGUGCAAUUGAAUCGCAUUUCGGAUGGAUCCUAUCCGGAACAACCUCUAUCCCGAAUCACGUGACACAACCCUCUCAUGUGGUAACUUCAACUCUCGUAAUUCCGCCUGUUGAGGAUGCGAGUCGCGUCGUGCAAUCAGCUCAGUUAAAUCAACGUUACAGUGUUGUCGCUCAUUGUUGUUCUCUCGAAAAUCAAUUGUCUAAAUUCUGGGAGGCAGAAGAAACACCUCAAUCAAUUGAAAUGUCCCCAGAUGACGAACAAUGCGAAGAACAUUUCAAACAAACGCAUUCGAGAACAUCGGAUGGGAGAUAUAUCGUGCGUCUGCCGUUUCGAAACGGCCCACCCAUCGAAAUCGGUGAAUCUCGCGAAAUAGCCGCGCGUCGGCUUUCGUCGUUACUUCGGAGAAUUAAUAAUCAACCUGCGAUUAAGCAGGAGUAUGCUGAAUUCAUGAGCGAAUACGCACAGUUGAAUCAUAUGAAAGUAAUCGCACCGGUGGAUUCAGUAAAUUCACAAGUCGUGUACAUCCCUCAUCAUCCGGUCAUUCGAGAGACUAGUUCGACAACUCGGUUGAGAGUCGUAUUUGACGCCUCAUGCACAACCUCUAACGGUACCUCGCUCAAUUCUCACAUGUUUACUGGGCCUAAACUACAGUUAGAUCUGCAAUCGGUUUUAUUACGUUGGCGACAGCACAAAUACGUUUACUCCGCAGACAUAGCGAAAAUGUAUAGACAAAUAUUGGUCGACUCGCGAGAUAGAGAUUAUCAACGCAUCCUAUGGAUAGAUGAAAAUUCGAAUAUUCAAGAACAUCAACUCCUUACGGUAACAUACGGUACGGCUUCCGCACCGUUUUUAGCUCUUCGAGUCAUUAAUCAGUUAAACGAUGAUGAAGGAAGCUCGUUUCCACUAGCAUCUGCGGUUUUAAGCGAGAACGUCUAUGUGGACGACGUGCUGUUUGGGGCCGAAGAUAUGCCUCUCCUUAAACAGACUCGAGAUCAAGUUUGCAAAUUGUUGAAACGCGGUGGAUUCGAUCUUCGCAAAUGGGCGAGUAACAAACCGGAGUUGCUCUCAGAUAUUUCAUCGGAUCAUCACGGGCUCGCACAGCUUAAAUUAUUCGAGACUGACAACAAUCUGAAGGUUCUCGGUAUUUUUUGGAAUCCGACGCACGAUUGUUUCCAGUUUCAAAUUGAAUUACCACAGACUCUCCCUUCUACAAAACGAACGAUUCUCUCUACCAUAGCCAGAAUAUUCGAUCCACUUGGAUGGGUCACACCCGUGGUUCUCAAAGCGAAAGUUUUUAUGCAGAAAUUAUGGCGACACAAAGUAGGCUGGGACGACAAUCUCUCAGAAGAUCUCCUUUUACAAUGGAGCGUGAUUUAUAAAUCACUUCCUUACAUCAAAAGCAUAAAACUUAGUCGCUGGAUUGGAUGCGAUUCAGAUACCAAGAGCAUCGAGUUACACGGUUUCGCGGAUGCUUCCCAAGUAGCUUACGCCGCAGUAGUUUUUUUGAGAGUCACAACAUUAUCCGGUCAUACAACUGUUUCGCUCCUCGCUGGGCGAUCCAAAGUCGCGCCUAUCAAACCGCUGACAAUCCUCGAUUAG